Messenger RNA from Arachis duranensis, 1085 nucleotides. RefSeq names its product probable serine/threonine-protein kinase PBL19. Gene Ontology annotation, biological process: protein phosphorylation. The annotation marks the transcript as partial. Gene Ontology annotation, molecular function: ATP binding; protein kinase activity. The record is from RefSeq and is a predicted model, not a curated record. NCBI's taxonomy places the organism in Eukaryota, Viridiplantae, Streptophyta, Magnoliopsida, Fabales, Fabaceae. The transcript has 4 exons.
UUCACGCGGCUUCUCUUUCUAUUUCUCUUCUGCAACUUGCACCAUUUCCCACGCGCCUUUUUCAUCCAUCAUUUCAUUCUUCAGAAUAUUCGGUUAAGUUCAACCGAAUUCAUGCUUACAAUAUGAUGUGUUUAUUCUUCAAACGAAAAUCCAAAUCCGAGCCACAGCUGCAAAAAACAACCAGGAACAGCAAGGUCAAGUCCACCAACUCGCGAUCGUUAUCGCCAUCGCCAAGGAGUGUUAAUGAAUUGUAUAAGGAGAACCAGCACAAUUUCAGGGUCUUCACUCUCAGGGAGCUCGUAGAUGCAACCAAUGGUUUCAAUAGAACGCUCAAGAUCGGUGAAGGUGGUUUCGGAAGUGUUUAUAGAGGAACCAUUCCACCUCUACAUCGACAUGAGGAUCCAAUUCUCGUUGCUAUCAAAAAGCUCAACACUCGUGGCUUUCAGGGGCACAAAGAAUGGCUUGCUGAAGUUCAAUUUCUCGGCAUCGUUAACCACCCCAAUUUGGUUAAGUUAUUGGGAUACUGCUCUGUAGACGCCGAGAGAGGAAUUCAAAGGCUAUUGGUGUAUGAAUUCAUGCCAAAUAGGAGCCUAGAGGAUCAUCUUUUCAACCAUUCUUUACCUCACUUGCCUUGGAAAACUAGAUUGCAGAUCAUGCUUGGUGCUGCUGAAGGAUUGGAUUACUUACAUGAGGGAUUGGAAGUUCAGGUGAUCUACAGAGAUUUCAAAUCUUCCAAUGUGCUGUUGGACAAAAGUUUCCAUCCCAAGCUCUCGGAUUUCGGUCUAGCUAGGGAGGGCCCAACCGGUGAUCAGACUCAUGUAUCUACUGCAGUAGUUGGAACACAGGGAUAUGCAGCGCCGGAGUAUGUUGGAACAGGACAUCUCAAAGCUAAGAGUGACAUAUGGAGUUUCGGCGUGGUGCUCUAUGAGAUUCUCACAGGCAGGAGGGUACUGGAAAGAGAUCGUCCCACAGGAGAACAGAAGCUUCUAGAGUGGGUCAAGAAGUACCCUGCUGAUACUAGCAGAUUCAGCACCAUAGUAGACCCUCGCCUCAGGAACCAAUACUCCCUUGUUUCGGCUCGAAAG